Molecule: messenger RNA, 1221 nt
Organism: Mytilus californianus (California mussel)
Lineage: Eukaryota; Metazoa; Mollusca; Bivalvia; Mytilida; Mytilidae
Product: vesicular inhibitory amino acid transporter-like
Exons: 1
Coding region: 4-1221 (405 amino acids)
Biological process (GO): amino acid transmembrane transport
Cellular component (GO): vacuolar membrane
Molecular function (GO): amino acid transmembrane transporter activity
Source: RefSeq, a predicted model, not a curated record
GGGAUGUUUGUUGUAAGCUUUCCCUAUGCUGUACUACAGGGUGGCUACUGGACAUUACUCGCAAUCAUAGUAGUAGCAUACAUAUGUUGUCAUACUGGGAAAAUUCUAGUGGAAUGCUUGUAUGAAGAAGACCAGUAUGGACAGAAAAUUCGUGUGCAUUGUUCAUAUGUGGAUAUUGCCAAUUUAGUGUUUGGACCUCGUUUUGGUGGUAGAAUAGUAAAUGUUGCGCAGAUGAUAGAAUUAUUAAUGACAUGUAUUCUUUACAUUCUUUUAUGCGGUGACCUAAUCAUCGGUUGCUUUCGUGAGAGUGAGAGCCCACUAGAUCUUUCUUAUUGGAUCAUGAUCAGUGCCGCGUUUCUGUUGCCAUGUGCAUUCCUUCAGACAUUAAAGAGUGUGUCUUGGUUUAGUUUUUGGUGUACAGUAGCACAUCUAGUUAUCAAUGCCAUAAUAUUGGUAUACUGUUUCUCUAGAAUCAACGAUUGGAAAUGGUCCGAAGUUCAAGUUAGCAUAAAUAUUUGGACCUUCCCAAUAUCUCUUGGUGUAGUUGUUUUCAGUUACACAUCACAAAUAUUUGUACCCACCUUAGAAGGAAAUCUGAUUGAUAGGCAGAAAUUCAACUGUAUGAUGCAUUGGACACAUUUUGCUGCCGCCGUUUUCAAAGCUUUAUUUGCCUACAUCGGAUUUCUAACGUUUGGAAAUAAUACCAAAGAAUUUAUUACCAAUAACUUGCCACGAAUUUUCAGAAUUGCCGUUAAUGUAUUUUUUGUACUGAAAGCUUUACUAUCGUAUCCACUGCCAUAUUUUGCUAGUGUCGAAUUACUCGCUGAAUCUUUCUUCAGAGGACGACCAAAGACAAUUUUUCCCGUGUGUAUAGACAACGAGAAGAGUUUGAAAAUAUGGGCUGUAAUCCUACGUCUCUUACUAGUCAUCUCUACAAUGUUAAUGGCAAUAUUUAUACCUCAUUUCUCUCUUUUAAUGGGACUGAUUGGAAGUUUUACCGGAACGAUGUUAUCCUUAAUAUGGCCAUGUUAUUUUCAUCUUUACCUUAAAGGAAGAACAAUGUCUUGGUAUGCGAAACUGUUUGAUAUAAUUAUUAUAAUACUAGGUCUGUUAUGCCUUGGCAUUGGGAUUUAUUAUUCCGGUAGCGCAUUGAUAAGAUCUUAUAGAGGUCUACCACCAGAUCCACACAAUCCGAGAAUACCUUACCAUAGCGGACAAUAG